Exophiala xenobiotica is the source of this 1139-nucleotide messenger RNA. RefSeq lists its product as uncharacterized. NCBI's taxonomy places the organism in Eukaryota, Fungi, Ascomycota, Eurotiomycetes, Chaetothyriales, Herpotrichiellaceae. The record is from RefSeq and is a predicted model, not a curated record. Bases 280 to 1089 code for a protein of 269 amino acids. The transcript is spliced from 3 exons. Gene Ontology annotation, molecular function: aldehyde-lyase activity. Gene Ontology annotation, cellular component: cytoplasm.
GGGAUCGGUAGCAAGGCGAUCUCUCCUGGGCCCUGUGCCCUCGUCCCUCUCCGGUCUGUGACAGCUCGGUCGGUUUUCAGAGCAAACCUGCUCCUCACCCCACGGCUUUAACUAUAUCUAGCGUGUCCAGUUGUGGUACUUUUGUCAACUUCGGUGUGGAGAUCUGAAAGCUGGGGAUCAGAACUUGGAGAGCCGAGGACAAUCAACCACCAGACAACCUACGAACUUCCAGGAUGUUGAUUAACAGGUCUGUUACCGUGUCCGAAGACGACAUACACCAUGGCGAGCAUAAUCCCUAACAAUCUUUACCGCCUGCGAGAUCGAGGCUCACUAUGCAAGGCCUUCGGCAUCAAAUUCGUCCCGUCUGCAGCCGUUGUGCAGAUCGCACAGCAAUCGGGCUUUGAUGCUCUGUUCAUCGAUCUGGAACACUCGACGCUGUCCAUCCACGAUGCAAGUCAGCUAUGCACGGCGGGGCUGUUGGCAGGAACCACGCCGUUCGUCAGGGUGCCUUAUCAAUGCGGAGAUGGGUUUGUCCAGAGAGUUUUGGACGGCGGGGCCAUGGGAGUGGUCUUUCCGCACGUUAGUACGAAAGAUGAAGCCGUCGCGGCGGCCAUGAUAUCAAAGUACCCACCGCAAGGCAAGCGGUCGAUGACCGGACAACUGCCUCAGUUCAAUAUGGUUCCGCAUGCGGCGUCCACGGUCGUCGGCCCCGCGAACGAUACCGCGUCGACGGUCUUCGUCAUGAUCGAAACGGACGAAGGGCUCGGAAAUGUCGAGGAGAUUGCGUCCGUGCAGGGAGUCGAUGUUUUGCUGGUCGGCUCGAACGACUUGUCCAUUGAACUCGGUGUGCCGGGGGAUUUUGGCAACGAGGGGUUCAAGGGUGCGCUGGAGCGGGUGAGUCGGGCGUGCAGGAGUCACAAAAAGAUCAUGGGCCUCGCGGGGAUUUAUGAUCGGCCGGAAGUGCAGAAAUGGGCGGUCCAUACGCUCGGUGUGGGAUUCAUGCUGGGUCAGCAGGAUGCUGGGUUGAUUACGAAAGGGGCGAGACAUUGCGUUGAAGCGCUUCGAGAAAUUUCUAGUGAGGUUGUGUGAUGGCUGAUGUCGUAAGGGAGUCACGCGGAAGUCAAUGAGAGAAUGAGAAG